AUGAAUCUAUCAACGACUAUUGCAGAACUCUCACCCCCGCCGGCGGGGGUGGAUCUCUCCCAGGACCAGAAUCUGCCGAAUAACAUCGCCAUCAUCAUCGUGUGUGCUUUGGCAGCGAUUGUCCUUCCGAUACGCAUCUUUGUCCGCAUCCGUACGAAUAAAACACUACGAAUUGAUGACUGGCUUAUGAUUAUUGCGAUGGCUCCUCUCGGUGUAUUGUUUGCAAUCAACUUCGUCGUAAUCUAUAAUUUCGAACUCUGCAUGAUCAAAAUCUCUAUUCUGUUGUUCUACCGCCGCGUCUUCGGCAUGAACCCACUGAACUGGCUAGCUUGUUUCUUCUCUGUGGGCUGGUUCAUCGGAUGUACCGUCGCACUCUGCUUGGCCCCCGCGCCAAUCUCCUAUUUCUGGACUCAAGUUGCCGAUGAAACGGGCGGAUACUAUCGAUACAGUUUCUACAGCUAUUAUGUGGGGAACGCGGCGACGAAUGUCGUCUGUGAUUUCCUCGUGAUGACCGUUCCGAUUCCAAUCGUUUGGCGCUUGAAGAUGCGUGUAGCCCAGAAGAUCAUGGUUUCCAUCGUGUUGUUUUUGGGAUGCUUUGUCUUCGCAGCAAGUAUCAUCCGAAUCCACUACCUGACAAAACUAAAAGGCGAGGGUUCGAUCGACAUCACCUGGAACAUAGCACCCGUAUGCCUCUGGUCCACAAUUGAACCUUGCAUCUCAGUGAUCGGCUCCUGCCUCCCCGCAAUGCAACCAGUCGUGCAAUGGGCACUCCAACUCGAACACAAUUACUACAUCCGGAAACGCAUGCCUUCUCGCGCGAGGGAUUCUAUUCGUGGGAUCUUCAAGGGGACGGGGGCUAGUAUUGAUGUGAACAGUACAGGCCGCAGUAUGACGCCGAUUGAUUCGUUUGGGGGUAAAAAGGAGGAGGACGUUGUGAGGCUGUUUGCUCAUGCUGCGCGGGUGGAGGCUAGUCCUGAGCCUGAUCGGAAUUUGAAUCCGCUGGAGGAGUAUUUGGGUUUGAAUUAUAUUCGCGUGCGGCAUGAUGUUGAGGUGACGAUUGAUCGGAAGAGUUCAGUUUGA
Penicillium longicatenatum is the source of this 1080-nucleotide messenger RNA. RefSeq lists its product as uncharacterized. The record is from RefSeq and is a predicted model, not a curated record. The coding region runs from base 1 to 1080 and encodes 359 amino acids. The transcript has 4 exons. NCBI's taxonomy places the organism in Eukaryota, Fungi, Ascomycota, Eurotiomycetes, Eurotiales, Aspergillaceae.